UCCCCGUUCGCGCAAAACCCCUCUCGCGUCCCCCGGGAAUAGGAAAUCCACCGCGCGAAGCCUCCAAUCCAAUCUCCUCGGAGCCGGCCGCCGCCUCCACCGAAAUCCCCGGCGCCCACCCCCCGGCCCACUGCUUCAUCCCCGCGCCCCAGCCGCGAGGGAUUCGGGGGAUUUCGCGGCCGCCCGGCCCAAUUCCGCUCCGGCGCGCAAAAACCCUCGCCCCAAUGCCCCGGCGGGCCGCCGCCUGAGCCCGCCGCCGCAGCAUGGGGAGGACCAAGUCGCGGCCGUCGCGGGCGAGGGGGCUCGGCGCCUGCGCCGCGGAGCCCGACGCGCCGAGCCCUAGCGGCGCCGGCUCCUCCAAAUCGAAGCGCGCGGCCAAGGGCGAGGCGAGGAGGGACGUCCUCGUGGAGGCGGGCGGCGGCGCGAGUGGUGGCCCCGUAGACGACCGCCGCGACCUCGCCGAGCUGGUCCUCCGCGACGUGACGCUCGGGGGCGAGGGCAAGUUGGAGGGGGCCGGCCCCGGGGCGCCGGGAGAUGGGUCCUCGGGGAACGGGGGGAGGCCCUCGCUGCGCCUGCGGGUGCGGGACGCGCCGGAGGACGGGUUCAGGCUGGGCCACUGGCCCGUGGUGCCGUCGGAGUGCGUGCUCUUGGAGUAUCACGCAGAGGAGCUUGGGGGCGGCGCGUUUGUCUCGGGCUGCUUUGAUGGCCCUGACGAAGGUGUAUCCGGCCUUGCCCAUUUGGUCAGCUUGGGGUUCAUGACGCUGCGGGUUUGGGAGUAUAGCUCAUUGCCGAGUGACGGUGAUGAUUUGACGCCGGCCAUAGUGCUCCGGGUCAGAGUGGAGGUGACGGACCGGGCUUUCGAUGUGUGUGGAUCGCUGCUGGAGGUCGCGAGGCAGCCCUGGAGGAAGAGCUUGAUGAAUGUGAUGGCCUGGGUUCGCCCCGAGGUCACCACGUCGGCUGUCAUGUAUGGGAUGGAUGGUCUAGUUCCAGCGAUGGACGGUGAUGAUGAGUGUGACUUUGCCCCGAAGAGCGACUCACAGUUUGAUCUUGCUGCUUUCUACGAAGCCGUUAAGCCUUCGAUGGAUGCAGAGCUACUGAAAGAUGAGCUUCCUGAUUUACUUCCUCAUCUCAGACCAUACCAACUUCGUGCAGCAAAUUGGAUGGUUCAGCGUGAAAAGGGAAAUACAACUGUUCCAUCACCCAAUGAGGACUAUGUUCAUCAUGCACCCUAUUGUGUUCCCAUAGAUUUUAUUAGCAAGCAUUCGAGGAUGUUCUACAAUCCCUUCAACGGAAAUGUUUCAUUGCAACCAGAGCCUUCUCCACCUCAUGUCUCUGGGGGGAUUUUGGCUGAUGAAAUGGGCUUGGGUAAAACUGUUGAGCUUUUGGCUUGCAUUUUUGCCCAUCGUAGCACAUUUUCCGUAGAUCGUUCUGUCUCUCGAACCAGAAAAGAAAUAGAUCUGAUAAGUAGGCAGAAAAGAGAUAGAGUUGAAUGCAUUUGUGGGGCUGCAAGUGAAAGUUCUGCAUACAAAGGGAUAUGGGUCCAAUGUGACAUUUGUGAUGCUUGGCAACACGGUGAUUGUGUUGGUUACUCACCCAAGAAAGGCUUAACCUUUGACGAUGAUGAUGUGUUGUCAAGGAAUGAAAAAGGCACCAUGAAGUCUAAAAGUAGAAGGCAGAAGAGAGCCAAGUUUUCUAUUGCAGAGACGGACGAACACUACAUUUGUGCGGUAUGCUUGGAACUUGCUGAAGCAGCUCAAACUACUAUUUUCAGUCAUGCUACAUUGAUAGUAUGCCCGUCACCGAUAUUGGCACAGUGGCACUCCGAGAUUACCCGACACACAAGGCCAGGAUCUCUGGACGUUCGCAUUUAUGAAGGUGCAAGGAACUUCUCAGCUUCUAACCAAAGAAAUGAUCUGACUGAAAUAAGCACUGCUGAUGUUGUUUUGACAACUUAUGAUGUCCUAAAAGAAGAUCUAUCUCAUGAUUCUGAUCGGCAUGAUGGUGAUCGCCGUUUCUUGAGAUUUCAGAAGAGGUACCCUGUCAUUCCAACUGUCCUAACAAGGGUCCACUGGUGGCGGCUUUGUUUGGAUGAAGCUCAGAUGGUAGAGUCCAGCAAAACUUCUGUUACUGAGAUGGCGAUGAGGCUAAAUGCGCAACACCGUUGGUGUGUUACAGGAACUCCAAUACAACGCAGGCUUGAUGAUCUCUUUGGCCUUCUACGUUUUCUCAGAACAAGUCCAUUUGACACAUAUAGGUGGUGGGUGGACGUUAUUAGAGACCCAUAUGAGAGGGGAGAUAUGAUAGCUAUGAAUUAUACACACAAGUUCUUCAAGGAAAUCAUGUGGCGCUCCUCUAAAAUUCAUGUCUCGCGGGAAUUACAGCUGCCUCCACAAGAAGAGUGUUUCUUGUGGCUCAUCUUUUCUUCAAUUGAAGAAUAUUUCUAUCAGAAGCAGCAUGCAACUUGCAUGGACCAUGCACAUGAAAUUAUUAAACGCUUAAGAAAUGAUGCCAACAGAAGGGAACUAACAUCAGAUUCAAAUGCUUUAUCAAAUGCGUACCUCUCCAACAACGACACUGCCAAACUUCUAGUCCCACUGCUCAAGCUUCGGCAGGCCUGUUGCCAUCCGCAAGUGGGGAGUUCUGGUCUCUGCUCUCUGCAACGUACUCCUUUGUCCAUGGAUGAAAUUUUACAGGUUCUUAUUGGUAAAGCAAAAGUUGAAGGGGAGGAAGAACUUAGAAAAGUUGUUGUUUCCCUGAAUGGUCUUGCUGGAAUUGCUAUCAUUGAACAAAAGAACCAAGAAGCUAUCUCUUUGUACAAAGAAGCACUAGAUUUAGCUCGCCAAAAUUUUGAUGAUUUCCGUGUUGACCCGUUGUUGAAUCUUCAUAUCAACCACAAUCUUGCGGAGCUGCUCAGAACUAGUUCUGAAUAUUUGCAUGAAUGCACACCAAAAAUACAACCUCCUGUUGUCUACUACAGACGUAAAAGAAAGGAAACUAGCCAUGCGGAUUCAGAUCUACGUGGUGUAAAGCGAAAUAAGAUAUCCGAGAACAUCGGCUCAGUUUUGGCAGCUGGUAGUCCUGAAACCUCUGAGUACAAAAAUGUUGUUGGACAAGCAUCCAUAAGUGUGGAGUUGGAUGCAGAGAAUCGUACUGGAUGCCACUUGUCAUCUGAGUGUUUUGCUGAUGGUUGCUUGAGAAAGAAAUGCAACACACUCAAAGAAAAAUAUUUAUCAGUUUUUACUACAAAGCUAUUAAUAGCACAGAAAGAUUUCAGUGCAUCAUUUGAAGAGGUCACAACUCUUAAUAAAGAACUACGAAAUCAGGGUAUGGGCUGGUGGCUAUACGCUUUGGAUUGCAUUGAAAAGAAUAAGGAUGAUACUGAUGAGCUUUUUAAGAAGAUUGAUAGUUUAUCCACCAAGAGCACCACUGGCUUGGGCACAGGGGCGAUAUCGUCCAGGGUUAAAACUAUUGCUGGCUUGAAGUAUACUAUUCAAGCUGGUAUUGACUCCCUGGAAGGUUCAAGGCAACAAUUAAUGGGUAGGCUAUUGGAAAUUAACAAAACAAUGGAUAACCCAAGGGACGAGGACAUUGAGAGUCAGAGAUAUUGUCCAAAGUGCUAUGAUGGUACUGGUUCUUUGUGCAUCCAGUGUGAAUUAGAUGGGCUGUCUCAGGGGUAUGAGGCACGACUCUUUGUUGUUAAGAAAUCGAACAAUGAUUCUGUUAUUGCUUCAGUAGAUGAAGCACGGGAUGUACAGAGGCGAAACUAUGAGUUGAAUCACUUUUUCCGUAACAAAAAAACUAAUGAAGGAUCUGAAGUUGGUGGCAACAAUGAUAAUCCAAGAUCUGUUCGGGAAAAUAUACAGGUCUACAGGCAUCCUUCUCAAACCGAGACUGCUCUAAGGGCUAUUCGAACCCACUCAAGGAGAGUAUUGGGAAAGCAAUAUGUUGAAAUUGCUAAGAAGCAUUUACUUCUUUUUGAGGCUAUGCGCAAGGAGUUUUCUCUUGCAAGGAGUUUGUCAAUUGCUCAGAACCAAUUAUUGCGUGCUCAUGAUGAGAUCAAGAUGUCUAUCUCACGGCUGCAGCUCAAAGAGAAUGAUGAUGAGCCCAGUGCUGUCAAUAUUGUAACCAGAGAAGAGCUUAUUCCAUACAACGUGCAGUUCACAAGUGACAAGUUCUUGGCUCUAACAUCUUUAGCUCGUAUAAGAGGCCAACUCCGGUACUUGAAGGGAUUGAUGCUGCCCAAGUCAGGCAACACUGUUGCUACAGCGACUUCCUUCCCUGCCACAGAGCAAAUUGGUUCUGAGAUUAGCAAUGAACCAUGCCCAGUUUGUCAGGAGAAAAUUCUCGAGCAGAAAAUGGUUUUCCAAUGUGGCCACUCCAUGUGUUGCAAGUGCUGUUUGUACCUGACAGAUCGAGCUGCUGGGAAGCACAAAAAAUGGAUUAUGUGCCCUACAUGCCGUCAACGUACAUAUCUUGAGAAUGUUGCUUUUGUGGUUGAGAAACAGAGUGAAAAUGCUGAUAAACAAGCUGAUGAUUUGACAGAAGCCGCUAUUUCUGUCCAAGGCUCAUACGGAACAAAGAUUGAAGCUGUGACAAGAAGAAUUUUGAAGAUCACUUCCAGUGAUGGGGAAGCCAAAAUACUUGUUUUUUCAAGUUGGAAUGAUGUCCUUGAUGUAUUAGAGCAUUCCCUUGCUGCUAACAAUAUAUCUUAUGCUCGGAUGAAAGGAGGAAGAAAAUCACAAUUGGCGCUCUGUCAAUUUAAAGGCCUGGAAUCCAGUAUAAAUGGAGAGAAAACGAAGAAGGCAGUUUCCAAAACACGGCCUGUUCAAGUAUUGCUAAUGCUUAUCCAGCAUGGCGCAAAUGGUCUGAAUCUACUGGAAGCACAGCAUGUGAUUCUACUGGAACCAUUACUAAACCCAUCAGCUGAGGCACAAGCUAUCAGUAGGAUCCAUAGAGUUGGGCAAGACAAGAGCACAUUCAUCCACCGAUUUAUAGUGAAGAAAACAAUAGAAGACAGCAUAUACAAAAUGAACAGGGGCAGAAAUGUCUGCUCCACGAUCAAACGCAAGUCAAAGAACUUCAAAGACGAGCUUGCUCUGACGCUGAAGGAUGUCGAGUCACUGUUUCCGGUGGCAACACCUGAUCAACCUCCAGAGGAGGACGAUAAGGAUCACGGUGAUAGCCUGAGGAGUUUACCUCCGUCUGUUGCUGCGGGGUUGGCUGCUGAAAUGAGGGCUAUCAAUGGAGCAACAUGAUUAACCACCAUUAAGUUAACAGAGGUAGUCUUGGUCUAACCGGAAAUUCCAGUGCUCGUCUGAAUCUCGAGGUUACAGUAGACGACACUAAUUUUAGACGAAUGUAGACGGUAUGGUCAUGAAGUUCUGGCAUCACCGAUUGAAUGGCGUAGAGCACUGGUGCCUGUGUGGCCGUUUAUGAAGACGGUGAACUUGUACUCCCUCCAUAAAGAAAUAUAAGAGUGUUUAGAUCACUACUUGUGAUCUAAAUGCUCUUAUAUUUCUUUACAGAGGGAAUUCUUUGUCAUGUGUCGUGAACCAUCUCAUUUUCUAUCUUUGUCAUGGUGAUUCUGCCAUACAAGUUGUGUCAGGUGUACUAUUUGCAUGAACGUAGCAUGUACAGUAUAUUUGUUUUAGAACUACCGCAGGCAGCAUGUACAGUUUGUGUCAUUGAUAGCGUA
Triticum dicoccoides is the source of this 5695-nucleotide messenger RNA. RefSeq names its product E3 ubiquitin-protein ligase SHPRH-like. The record is from RefSeq and is a predicted model, not a curated record. The coding region runs from base 264 to 5255 and encodes 1663 amino acids. NCBI's taxonomy places the organism in Eukaryota, Viridiplantae, Streptophyta, Magnoliopsida, Poales, Poaceae. The transcript is spliced from 19 exons. Gene Ontology annotation, molecular function: ATP binding.